GCGGCCGGGCACGGUCAGAGCCCGCUCCGCUCGGACCCGCCGCGGAUCUGCCCGUGUGUCCCAGCCCAGCCCAGCCCAGCCAUGCCGCUGCCCCGCGUCCCCCUGCGCGCCGCGCUGCUGCUCGGCCUCCUCCUGCGAGCUGCCGCCGCCGAGUCGGUGAGGGAAACUGAAACCAUGGAUGCUGGAUGGCUGGAGUACCCUGCCUCUGGGGACCUGCCAGAUGAUGAAGACAUUGGUGAAUUCAGGCCUCACUUAACCUCUGAUGGGUUAGAUAUAGAUGAGACAUCUGGGUCAGGAGACUAUCCAGACUCUGAAGAUGGCUUGUAUCUGACCACCAUGGAUACCCCUGUGAUACCUGACAACUAUAUCCCUGGAGAUACUGGGAGAAAGAUAGAAGGUGAGAAGAAAAACACAAUGGUGGACAAUGAAAUCAUUCCAGACGAAGCUGUAGCUGUGGAAGAGAACCUGUCCAACAAGAUCUCCAUGGCAAGCACAGCCAACAGCAGCAUCUUUGAGAGAACAGAAGUCCUUACAGCUCUCAUCGCAGGAGGAGCAGUGGGUCUCCUGUUUGCCAUCUUCCUGAUCCUGCUCUUGGUCUAUCGCAUGAAGAAAAAGGACGAGGGCAGUUACGACCUGGGCAAGAAACCCAUCUACAAGAAAGCCCCCACAAAUGAGUUCUAUGCCUAAAGCUCAGCAGCACCUUGUGCCCAUCAAGGGACGAGCAGACUGUACUGAAACACUGUGCCCUCAGAUGAGAUGUGCUGAACAAAUGCUUUUUUUUAUUUUUUGGAUUGAAUUUCAAAGUGACUUUGAGAAAAAACAAACUUCCUUCGUGACCCUUCCCAUCCCACUCAGCUAACAAGGGCCCAAUGAAAUACAAAGAGUCUGAAAAAAAACCUCAGUGUAUUUUUUUUUCCUCAGUUUAGUGUAAAAAGAAUAAAGAUGCCAAAUUUUCUGCUUGGUUUUAUAGAGGGUAUAUAAACACAAACCAGACUGUAUGGAAGCAAACACCAUGUGUUUGCAUCCAGUGUGCUGUGCUGGGAUUGGCUGCUUCUAUAGAAGAUGGCUUUUUUUUUUUAAUAUAAAUCUUGCUACUAGAUGUCUUGCAGCAGGCUGUUGAUGUGAAGCAUUUUUGUGGAGAACUAUUUAUGAAUCUCUUACACUACAGAUAAUGUUGCCUUAGCAGGGAGUAAAAGGCCCACAAGGGCUCAAUAUCCCUGAAUGCCAUAAAGGGCCUAUGGGAAUGUCUUCCCCAGGAGAUUUCUGUCUCUUCCUGUUGGCCCCCUGCAAGGGUCAUUAGUCCUUGAAAUCAGGACAGCCAGUUGUGUUUGGCUAUGGCAACACCCUUUCCUUGCCUUCAGUCUUUUACCUUUUUUUAAGGAUUGCUUGUAGGAUUUUUUUUAUAACAAAAUUUUAAAGAAAAUAGCCUAAUGUUUAUACAAAGUUUGUAGAAAUUGUUUUGAAAUAAUAAAAAAAAUAAUCUACUUUUUUAAUUUCCUCAGAUUUAUUUUUUCAAUCCCUUUGUGUUUCCUUUGGCCGGGCAUUUCUCUAGAGAUGCUGUUUUAUAUGAUUCCUAUUCUGAACUGAAGCAGAGUUAGCUACAGAGUGUUACAGCUUUCUUCUAGUUCUACAGCAGCUACUAUAGAGGGUAAAGAUAUUUAUGGUUUUCUCAUAACUUUUCUAGGAUUUUUUAAAAUAGAAUUAUUUAUAGUUUCUGAAAUGGCUGCUUUCUCAUUUGGUAACUUUUAUCCUUUUUAUGUAAAACACUAAUAUAAUUAUGAGUCUCUGUGAAAACUAUUUAAGCUUUAUUCUGUGAAUUUCAAUUACAAAUUCAAGGCAAUAACUUCUGUAUGCAAAGUUGGAUGCAUAAAUAUGAUUGAAGUAGGGAAAAGACAGGAGUAAUUCUAGGCUGUAAUAUAUUACAAUCAGUCCUACAGAGCUAUAUAUUAUAUAUUUUACUGAGAUAUAUACAGAUGAGAAUGAAAAGGCUGGAGUUAAUUCUUCAGCAGCCUUAUGGUGUGGUGUGUAAGAGGCUUUUGAUCUUGUUUGUGCUGCUGUUUGUCCCAUGUCUUGUGUAGAGCACCAGGGGCUUGUGCUUGGGAAGGAGCCUGGGGGCUCCAUGGCUGUGUCCAGCUCCUGGGAGCAGCUGUGGCCAGGAUGUGCUGGGCUGGAUCCACAGAGCCAGAGCAGAGAUCCCCACCUCGAGCUGCCCUUGUUGGAAGCUUCAGGGUGGAGGUGACACCUUUCUGUCCCCUGUGGUGCUGUGCCAAGCCCUGCCUCAGGGAAGGCUGGAUCUGAGCUCUGCCUGGGUGGUAUCUCCCACCGGGAAGCACCGAGCUUUCCUUGGGGCAGGCUCUGAACUCCGCUGCUCUGGAUCUUUCUACAUCCCCUGCACAUGGCUCCUACCUCCACUGGGGGUGGGAGCAGCCCCCCAGUCUCCCAGAGCAAAGGGUGAUGUGUGUCUGGUGCCAGGAAAGUGUUACAGAACCAUGAGCAAGCUGGGUCCUCCUGCAUCUCCAAGUCUGAUGGGGUGUGAGACAAAAAUCUGUGUGUGGGUCCCCAAACUGAGCUCCUGAGCAGGCAGCACUAAACCAGGCAGUUGGAAAGGCUGGUUGGAAAUCUGCAUGGCUCCUGAAGCUUUCCUGAGGCUUUGCUGUAGGCUUGAGGCCAAAUCCAGAGAGGAGAUAGAAAAAAAAUGUGUCCACUUGUUGGGGUGAGGCAUGGGGGCAGAGGAGAGAUCCUCCUCUGGGUGAUCUGUCCCAGUACCAGUGUGGUUGGGAAACUGGGGGCUCUGGGAGGCUCUCAAAGCUGCACAGAGUUCACAGGAGGCUGGAAAGGAGGAGAGGGAGGGCUGUACUGCCUGUGGACAGAACUGCCAGGCAGGCAGGCAGGAGCUGUGGCUGCUUCUCGGGAUAUUCAGAUUCUCUUGUGUAAUUGCUCUUGGGGAUUUUCCACUGUUACUGGUUUUGUUGUUUUUUUGUUUUUUGUUUGUUGUUUUUUCCUCAAAUAAAUGGUACUUUCUAAAACUGA
Molecule: messenger RNA, 3030 nt
Organism: Haemorhous mexicanus (house finch)
Lineage: Eukaryota; Metazoa; Chordata; Aves; Passeriformes; Fringillidae
Gene: SDC4
Product: syndecan 4
Exons: 5
Coding region: 82-687 (201 amino acids)
Biological process (GO): cell migration
Cellular component (GO): membrane; cell surface
Source: RefSeq, a predicted model, not a curated record